AUUUACAGGAACACUCUCGAGUUUUACAAUUCGCGAAGUCGUGUAAAACAUCUCGACGAGGAAGAAAAAAUUGUUUUCCUCUUCGACUACUCAAAAAAGGACAAUAAGUGGGGUGUUAUUCGACAUCCGAUGGUGAUGAACUUCGUCAAUGAACGUCUACUUGACUGUGCUUUUUUCUAUAGUCUUCACGUUUUAGCUUUUGCUGUUUUUCUUUUGUUGCUAUCGUCGCAUAUUUUUUCCAAUACGUUGGCAAAGGAUAUUGCUGUCACCGCAUUCAUCGCGUUGUUUUUACUUUUCAUGCUACUGAAAGGCGCCAUCAAGGCUCGAAUCUCACGUUCGAUCUCGUUCUGGUUCAUCAUCGCCUAUGCGUUCAAUAUAAUUACUUAUACCGCAACAUUUCUCUAUGUUUGGCUACCAACAUUAUUCAGUUAUGACGACUAUCAUGAGGAAACGAAGAAAAUUGUGCUUUGGUUCCUGCCAAUAGUGGCGAUCAUUUCGGCUUGGAUGAAUUUUCUCUACAUUCUACGAAAAUCACCGUAUGGUAUUUAUAUUUUCAUGAUGGUGCGAAUCUUACGUUCAUUUGGACAUAUUGCCACCAUCUGGAUUCCCACGUUGAUCGCAUUUUCUUUCGCCUUCCAUUUGAUUAUGAGAGAUUCGGUGUUAAGAAAAUUGCAGCACGAAAACGCUACCGUAAUCGAGAAAUUGUUCAUCAUCCUUCAAGCGGUCACAAAAACCUCAACAAUGAUGAUUGGCGAGGUGGAUGCGAAUGACAUCCUGGGAACACGACAGUGGAUUCCCAGCGUUUUAGUGCUUGUCUUCGAAAUUAUCACUGUUAUCUUAUUGAUGAAUCUUAUGGUGUCGCUUGCAGUGGGAGAUGUGAGCGAUUUACGAAACACGGCACAGGAUAAAAUACUGAAAAUCAAGGUGAAUUUUGUUAUCGAAGCACUACAACUCAGUGAACAUUUCGGUCUCGGUGGUCUUUCGAUUCAACCGUUACACAAACGACGUACUAAUAAUGUCCUAGUUGUGCAUAGCGAUGGCACCUACUUUACUCGAUACGAUGAAACACUGCGUAUUGGUAAUUUCAUAAAUAUGUAUAUAUAUAUAUAUUCUAUUAUUGCUUCUUCUGCAGGUAUUGAAUAA
Molecule: messenger RNA, 1143 nt
Organism: Angiostrongylus costaricensis
Lineage: Eukaryota; Metazoa; Nematoda; Chromadorea; Rhabditida; Metastrongylidae
Source: the annotation of a GenBank genome assembly